AUGGACUUCGCAUCUCUGAUGUCCGCGCAGAUCGCCAAGGCGAAGGGCGAGACCGCGAAGCCAGACACCAGCGCGACCAGCAAAAAGUUCACCAAGAACUCCGAGGCCGAGGAGAAGCGCCGCGCGGCCUACCUGGCCGAGCAGAGGGCCCUCGAGGAGGAGCGCCAGGCCCGCGCCGCCGCCAAGCGCAAGCGCGAGGAGGACGCCGCCGAGGAGGCCCGGGCGCGCGAGGAGAAGCGCAAGAAGCUCGCCGAGGAGACGAGGCGGCGGCGCGAGGAGCGCGAGGCCGAGGAGGAGAAGGCGCGGCGGCGGCGCCUCGGCCUGCCCGAGCUGCCGCCCAGCGCGGACGACGUGUCGGCGAACCCGGAGAACAACGACGAGGACGACCUCGAGGAUGACGAGGCGGAAGCGUGGACGGCGGACGAGGUGCGGGCCAAGCUGCGCGAGCUGGGCCACCCGGCCACGCUGUUCGGCGAGGCGGACGCGCAGCGGCUCAAGAGGUACAGGCGCCUCACGCGCGUGGUGACGCAGGGGCCCAUCCCGACGACGCUGCGGCUGGUGGAGGAGAAGGACAUGAAGGUGCCCGACACCGUCCCGGAGGACAAGGCGGGGCGGCGGUAUCUGUACCGGCAGCUGGCGAGCUACUUCACCAUGGUGCUGGGGGAGUGGGAGAAGGCGCUGCAGCGGGAGGCCCGGGACACGCUGGCCGGCAAGGCGGCCUACAACGCCAUGGUGCAGAGCAAAGAGACGAUGAAACCGCUGUUCCGCAAAUUCGAAAAGGGCGAUCUGGACGACAGCAUCCUGAAAGCCGUGGUUGAAAUUGUCAAGGCGGCCCAGGAGCGGCGAUAUGUCGAUGCCAAUGACGGAUACUUGCGGCUGAGCAUCGGCAAAGCGGCCUGGCCCAUCGGUGUGACCAUGGUGGGUAUCCACGAGCGAAGCGCGCGCGAGAAGCUGCACAACGGCGAGAGGGGCCAUGUCAUGGGCGACGAGGUCACACGCAAGUUUCUUCAGAGUAUUAAGCGCUGUUUGACAUUUGCCCAGGUGAGGUGGCCUCCUGAGGAUGUGAGACAGUUGAUGGGCUGA
Molecule: messenger RNA, 1083 nt
Organism: Thyridium curvatum
Lineage: Eukaryota; Fungi; Ascomycota; Sordariomycetes; Thyridiales; Thyridiaceae
Exons: 2
Coding region: 1-1083 (360 amino acids)
Biological process (GO): generation of catalytic spliceosome for second transesterification step; RNA splicing
Cellular component (GO): U5 snRNP; U2-type post-spliceosomal complex; U4/U6 x U5 tri-snRNP complex
Source: RefSeq, a predicted model, not a curated record